AUGCAGGGCGCGAUGCAAGUGGCCAAGCGCAUCCCAUUUGAGGAGGAGCCCCAGUACCUCCUCUACGCCCGUGUGGCCUAUGUCUCGGCGCAGGUCAUCUGCCUCUUGAUCAACUAUUUCAUCUCUCUCAAGAUCAAGAAGGCAAAUGACCUUACGGUCCUCAAGUACGUGACGCCCAAGUCGCCCAUGUCUCAAGAGCCAGGAGAGCUCGUGACCACGACGCACCGCGACUAUGAUCUGGCUGAGGUUUCCAAGGCUAUGCGCGGGAUCUACAUGGGCAUGGCGAUGGUCGCUGGUAUGCACUUCUACUUUGGCUACACCAACCCCCUCAUCAUCCAAUCUAUCCUCCCAGUCAAGAACGCACUCGAGUCCAACGAGGCAAAGAUCUGGCUCUGGGGCCAGCCGACAACUACCGACCUCAAGCGACCCUUCAAGGCCCCUGCUGGUCCCUUCGGUAUGGGCGGCAACGCUGGACCCGCUACGGACGCUGCGUCUAUCAAGGAGGCCGAGAAGGCUGGUGGUGUCAAGGGUGCCAAGAAGGCCGAGUAGAUGCUCGGAGGAGACAGAUGGAGAAUGACGAGGGUGGGAGUGGUAUAGAUAUUGAGUUUUCAGGUCCAGAGAUAAGGGGCAGUUGAUGACAGCCACGCGCUUCAGUGAGAGAGCGCACCAGCUGGCAAUGCAACGUUGACAUCACGCUCCCCUUUGCUCACACCUUGAGCUGCUUGUACACAAGCCCGCCCACGUCAACCAGACCAAAGUAAUGCGCCAGCCCAGCCACGAGAGCGAGGAUGGCAACGACGCUCGAGGCGAUACCCGCGAGGGCGAGGCCGAGUAGCAUGACCCCUGCAAGGCCGAUGCUGCCGCGCA
Molecule: messenger RNA, 867 nt
Organism: Jaminaea rosea
Lineage: Eukaryota; Fungi; Basidiomycota; Exobasidiomycetes; Microstromatales
Product: putative PHO88-involved in phosphate transport
Exons: 3
Coding region: 1-549 (182 amino acids)
Biological process (GO): protein targeting to ER
Cellular component (GO): endoplasmic reticulum; mitochondrion
Source: RefSeq, a predicted model, not a curated record